CCACUCUGAAUUACCGGUCUCGACCAAGCACAUCACCCAAUGCCACCGAUUUCGCGCUGUAGCCGGGCCCUCGCGCUCCAACGCCCAACUUUCUUCUACCCACUCAGUCUCCGCACCCCCGCAGUCCAGCGAACCUUCUCUCAGACAACAAUUGUGAAGGGCGGUGGUGGUGAUCACGGAAGCCACUACGAUCCUCCGACCGGAUGGCUGUUUGGUGUUAAGCCCGGCGAGAAGUACGAGAAGGAGGGAUGGGAGAACGUUUGGUAUUACGGUUUUUACGGAAGCUGUGCUUUUGGAAUCAUCGCAUAUGCAUUCAAGCCAGAUACGAGCAUACAGACAUGGGCCCUCGAGGAGGCACGCCGAAGGUUGGAAGCUGAGGGUAUCCUGCCCGACCCCAAUGCGAAGAAGGACUAAGAGGAUACGA
This is a messenger RNA of Aaosphaeria arxii CBS 175.79, 424 nucleotides long. RefSeq lists its product as uncharacterized. The coding region runs from base 40 to 414 and encodes 124 amino acids. The transcript has 2 exons. Lineage: Eukaryota; Fungi; Ascomycota; Dothideomycetes; Pleosporales. The record is from RefSeq and is a predicted model, not a curated record.